Molecule: messenger RNA, 1014 nt
Organism: Colletotrichum higginsianum IMI 349063
Lineage: Eukaryota; Fungi; Ascomycota; Sordariomycetes; Glomerellales; Glomerellaceae
Product: Short chain dehydrogenase reductase family protein
Exons: 2
Coding region: 1-1014 (337 amino acids)
Biological process (GO): secondary metabolic process
Source: RefSeq, a predicted model, not a curated record
AUGGUCACCGCCGCCCAAGUACGGCAGUCCAAUGCCCAACUCACAGUGGAAACAACACCGCGGACCGUCUUGUUCGUUGGCGGGACGUCAGGAAUCGGCAAGCUCACACUCGUCGAGCUUGUCUCACUCGGAUUUCCUGUCAAGGCGUAUGUCGUCGGCCGCAAGGCGACCGAGCCCGCCAUGAGACCGCUGCUCGAGGACCUGCGCCAGAAAAACCCGUCGGCCGAGCUCAUCUGGAUCGAAGGAGAGAUUUCGCUCCUCUCCGAGACGAAGCGCAUCUGUGAGCUGGUCAAGGCCAAGGAGCCACGGCUCGACUUCCUCUGCCUGACGGCGGGAUAUGCCCCCUUUGGCGGAAGAGACAACACUACAGAAGGAUUGGACGUCACCCACACCCUAGAGUACUACGGCCGCAUGCUCUUCACGCUGCAUCUCCUCCCUCUCCUCCGCGCAGCCCCCGCCCCGCGCGUGCUGACCGUGCUCGCUGGCAGCAUGCUCUCGGCCAGGGGCUUCCUCUCCGACGACCUCAACCUCGAGAAACCGGGAAACUUUGGCGCCAUGCGAACGCAGACGCACAUGGCCGUUAUGAACACGCUUUUCCUCGACCGGCUGGCGUCGGAGCCCGGCAACGGGAGUGUCACGUUCGUGCACAACUGGCCCGGCGCCGUAGACACGGGAAACAUGGCGCGGUACCACGUCCCGACGACCUGGUCGCCGAUGCCGUGGACUAACCUGAUGAGGCCGGUGUUCCUGUUCAUGGGGUUCGAUGAGAAGGAGGCCGGAGAGAGGCAUGUUUACAAUGCCACGAGUGGGGAGAUCGGAGGCAGCGGGCCCAGAAUCCGGGAGGAGGGGGAGGGAGGGAGGAACACGAGGGGGGAGGAGGGGAAGAGGGGCAUGUUCUUGCUGAAUCACAAGUGCGAGGUUUCCGAGAAACGGGAGAUUUUGAAAGGGUUGAAGCGGGAGGCGCAAGGGCGCGUUUGGGAGAAGACGAUGGAGAUCCUGGGGCCGUACUUGUGA